Trichechus manatus latirostris (Florida manatee) is the source of this 1928-nucleotide messenger RNA. RefSeq names its product serine carboxypeptidase 1 (gene SCPEP1). NCBI's taxonomy places the organism in Eukaryota, Metazoa, Chordata, Mammalia, Sirenia, Trichechidae. The coding region runs from base 34 to 1392 and encodes 452 amino acids. Gene Ontology annotation, biological process: proteolysis. Gene Ontology annotation, molecular function: serine-type carboxypeptidase activity. The transcript has 13 exons. The record is from RefSeq and is a predicted model, not a curated record.
GCCUGUUGCUGAUGCUGCUGCACGGCAUUCAUCAUGGAGCUGGGGCGGUGUUCUUACCCCGUCCCGCGCCUGCUGCUGCUGCUGCUGCUGCUGCUCAGCCUUAACGGAGGAGCUGUCCUCAGCUGGCCCACGGAAGAGGGCAAGGAAGUAUGGGAUUAUGUGACAGUCCGCAAGGAUGCCCACAUGUUCUGGUGGCUCUAUUAUGCCACCAACCCCUGCAAGAACUUCUCGGAACUGCCCCUGGUCAUGUGGCUUCAGGGGGGUCCAGGAGGUUCCAGCACUGGAUUUGGAAACUUUGAAGAAAUUGGGCCCCUUGACAGUAAUCUCCAACCGCGAAAUACCACCUGGCUCCAGUCUGCCAGUCUCCUGUUUGUGGACAAUCCUGUGGGCACUGGGUUCAGUUAUGUGAACACGAGUGAUGCGUACACCAGAAACCUUGACAUGGUGGCUUCAGACAUGAUGGUUCUCCUGAGAACGUUCUUUGACUGCCACAAAGAAUUCCAGAUGAUUCCAUUCUACGUUUUCUCAGAGUCCUAUGGAGGGAAAAUGGCUGCUGGCAUUGGUCUAGAGCUUCAUAAGGCCCUUCAGGAAGGGAGCAUCAAGUGCAACUUUGCUGGAGUUGCACUGGGUGAUUCCUGGAUCUCACCUGUUGAUUCGGUGCUUUCCUGGGGACCCUACCUGUACAGCAUGUCUCUCCUGGACGACCAAGGUCUGGCUGAGGUAGCCAAGGUUGCAGAGCAAGUCCUGAACGCUGUAAACAAGGGCGACUACAUGGAGGCCACCCGGCUGUGGGGGGAAGCAGAAAUGGUCAUUGAGCAGAACACAGAUGGAGUAAACUUCUAUAACAUCUUAACUAAAAAUACUACAGUGCCUGCAAAGGAGUCGAGCCUGGAAUUCACCCAGAGCCAUCUAGUUCAUCUUUGUCAGCGCCACAUGAGACACCUACAACAAGAUGCCUUGAGUCAGCUCAUGAACGGCCCCAUCAAAAAGAAGCUCAAAAUUAUUCCUGAGGAUUACUCCUGGGGAGCCCAGGCUACAAACGUCUUUAUGAACAUGGAGGGAGACUUCAUGAAGCCAGUUACCAGCAUUGUGGACGAGUUGCUGGAAGCCGGGGUCAGUGUGACCGUGUAUAACGGACAGCUCGAUCUCAUCGUGGACACCAUAGGUCAGGAGGCUUGGGUGCGGAAACUCAAGUGGCCAGAACUGUCCACGUUCAAUCAGCUGAAGUGGAAAGCCCUGUACAUCGACCCAAGAUCUUCUGAAACGUCUGCCUUUGUCAAGUCCUACAAGAACCUGGCUUUCUACUGGAUUCUAAGAGCGGGACACAUGGUUCCUGCUGACCAGGGAGCUAUGGCUCUGAAAAUGAUGCGACUGGUGACUCAGCAAGAAUAGACUGGACUGGCCUGGAGAUGAGCUGGCUUGUCCUUGAGGCACAAGAGCUGAACCAAGGACCCUGGAAGCUGUAGGAAGCCCCAUUCUUCCCUGAACCUGACUUUCUGAGCUGUGAUUGUGAAGGUUCCUGCCAGCCACCGCAGAGGGCAAAAUCUUUGCAUCUGUGGCCAGUUGGAAAGCAUUUCUGCUGCAUAGAAAACCUAAGAUUUCUUAAAUGGAUUUGUUUUAAUCAAAACAAAGGGUUGUAAUGGAUUAACUUUUUCUCAUUACGAAAGCAAAUCAUGUGAAUUGUAGAAAAAGUGGGAAAUACAGGUAAGUAAAGAACAAAAUAAACACCUAUAUCCCCUUCCCAGGGAUAAGCACUGUUCCCCCUUUCAUGGAUAUCCUUGCAGGUUUUUUUUGCUAUAUACCAUACAUAUAUAUUUUUUACAAAAAUGGAAUCAUUUACUGUAUAUGUCAUUUUACUGUCUAAUUUGUUCCCAUAUCAGUAUGUCCUAAACACCUUUUCAUGUCAAUAAAUUUUCUUCUGUAACAUU